Molecule: messenger RNA, 1548 nt
Organism: Linum tenue
Lineage: Eukaryota; Viridiplantae; Streptophyta; Magnoliopsida; Malpighiales; Linaceae
Source: the annotation of a GenBank genome assembly
AUGUCGUCCGAUCUCUUCACCACCGCGGUGGCUUCCAUCCUUCUCCUCUCCUCCGCAGCUUUCUACCUGCUGCGGAAGAUCACCAACCCCGGCAACAACAACCGCCGUAAGCUCAACUUGCCGCCAUCUCCACCGUCUCUGCCACUUGUCGGAAACCUCUUCCAGAUGAGCAAGCUCCCCUACCGCUCCCUCCGCACCCUCUCCAAAACCUACGGGCCCAUCAUGAUGGUCAAACUCGGCGCCAUCCCUUACGUCAUCGUCUCCUCCCCCGACGCCGUCCAGGAGCUCACCGACAAGGACCACGACGUCAGCUUCUCGGGAAGGCCCCGGUGGAAGGCCUCGGACGCCCUCUUCGGCGGCGGCACCGACAUCAUCUUCUCCUCCUACGGCGAGUACUGGCGCCAGAUGAAGAAGAUCUGCAUGGUCGAAGUGCUCAGCCAGAAGAGGGUCAGCCAGUUCCGCUACAUCCGCGAGCAAGAGGUCGAACACCUGGUGGGCAUUCUCAAGGACGCGGCGAAGGAGAAAAUUUCGGUGGAUCUCAGCCACGUCAUCUCCACCUUCGCCAACAACGUCAUCUCCAGAGCCGCCUUCGGCAAAACGUACAAUAAUAACGGUGGCGGCGGGGACGAAGAGAACUUCGUCCCGCUGGUGUCCAGCGCGCUGGACCUUCUGGCGCGAUUCUGCUUCAAGGAUACGUUCCCUGUUUUGGGAUGGGUCGACGCGUUGACCGGGCUGGACUCCGAGAUCAGACGGGUGGCCCAGGAAGUCAACGACUUCCUGGACCGGGUCAUCGACGACCACAGAACGACGACGUCGGAUCGUGUUCGGUCAUCGUCGGAGAGGCAGGACGUGGUGGACAUCCUGCUGAGAGUUCAGAAGGAGAGAGUAGUGUUGGACUUAAAAUUCACCGACGCGAACAUCAAGGCCAUCCUCCUGGACAUGUUCGCGGGUGGGACCGACACCAUCGCGACGACGCUGCAGUGGGUGGUGUCGGAGCUGGUGAGGCAUCCUUCCGCGAUGAAGCGGGCGCAGGAGGAAGUGCGGGAGGUGGUUGCGAUGAAGUCGCGAAUCGACGAGGAGGACGUCGGUCGGAUGGAGUACUUGCAGUGUGUGGUGAAGGAGAGUAUGAGGCUGCACCCUCCUGCGCCGAUGUCGGUGAGGAAGGCGACGGAUGAUGCGGAGCUGAAAGGGUACGAUGUUCCGAAAGGGACGAUGGUGAUGAUCAACGUGUGGGCGAUCAUGAGGGAUCCCGAGAUCUGGGACAGGGCGGAGGAGUUUGUGCCGGAGAGGUUUUUGGCUGAGCCGUUGGAUUUCAAGGGUCAGACGGGGAAGUUUCUGCCGUUUGGUGUCGGGAGGCGGUUGUGCCCCGGGAUAACGAUGGGGAUUCUGGAGGUGGGGCUGGUGGCGGCCAAUUUGAUGUGUUGGUUCGAUUGGGAAUUGCCGGAAGGGGUGGAGGAGUUGGAUAUGAACGAGUGGAGCUCUGUGGUUCUUCGUAGGGAGACACCUCUUUCUCUGGUUCCGGUCCUGAACUCAUCGUUGAAUCUUUGA